Messenger RNA from Aspergillus caelatus, 2419 nucleotides. Its product is annotated as arylsulfatase. Lineage: Eukaryota; Fungi; Ascomycota; Eurotiomycetes; Eurotiales; Aspergillaceae. Bases 171 to 1997 code for a protein of 608 amino acids. The transcript is spliced from 2 exons. Gene Ontology annotation, molecular function: arylsulfatase activity. The record is from RefSeq and is a predicted model, not a curated record.
CCCCUGGGGAUCAGACGUUUUCGCAAAAGCCGACAGCCGACAGACGAUCGGAUACAAUCAAGAUACAUAGUUGUAGAUAGAAGUGAUAAAUAAAGCGCGCUCUGCUUUUCUGACUGGGAUGAGAUCUCUUUCCUCUUUAGCUUACAUUCUAUGUACUAUUAACAGACAUCAUGGCUCCCAAGCGCCCUAACUUCCUCGUCGUCGUUGCCGAUGACCUGGGCUUCUCGGAUAUAGGCUGCUUUGGCGGCGAGAUCCGCACGCCGAAUCUCGAUCGCAUCGCGAAACAAGGUGUGCGGUUUACUGACUUUCAUGCUGCGGCUGCAUGCUCUCCCACCCGCGCCAUGAUCAUGACCGGUACAGACCACCACAUCGCCGGCCUGGGCAACCUCAUCGAAUGGACCAACAUCUCCGGCCAGAACGGCCCAAAAGGCUCCGCGAUGAGCACCGCUCCCCAGCGCGGCAUGCCAGGCUACGAGGGGUAUCUCAAUGAGCGCGUUGUGGCACUCCCCGAGGUCCUUCGUGACGCAGGCUACCACACCCUCAUGUCAGGGAAAUGGCAUUUGGGCCUGACGCCCGAGCGUUCGCCAUUUCACCGCGGCUUUGAUCGCUCUCUAGCCCAUCUCCCUGCUUGCUCAAAUCACUACGCUUAUGAGCCCCAGCUACAGGGCACGGACGAGACACCCACUUUCCUGGAAGCUAGUUACAUCGCCCUGCACAUGGAAGAUGACAAGUAUGUCAAGAAACUGCCCGAGGGCUGGUACUCAUCCGAUGGAUAUGGCGACAAAAUGCUCCAGUAUAUCCGUGAAUGGCACGGCCGCUCCGAUGAACGUCCUUUCUUCGCCUAUCUCCCCUUCACAGCUCCACAUUGGCCCCUUCAAGCCCCUCGCCAAUAUAUCGACCACUACCGCGGUGUCUACGACGACGGUCCGGAAGCGCUUCGUCAGAAACGUCUCCAACGUCUCAAAGAACUAGGCAUGAUCCGCUCAGACGUAGAAGCCCACCCCGUCGUUGCAGACGAAGUCAAGCCCUGGUCCGAAUUCACGCCAGAGGAAAAGAAGCUCUCCUGCACCGCCAUGGAAGUCUUCGCCGGAAUGGUGGAGUGCAUCGAUGCCAACGUAGGCAAAGUAGUCGAUUAUCUCGCUUCCAUCGGCGAGCUGGAUAAUACCUUCGUCUGCUUCAUGUCUGACAACGGUGCUGAGGGCGCUGCCUACGAAGCCUACCCCAUGGUACAGAGCGGUGUCAUGCCCCAUCUCCAGAAAUACUAUGAUAACUCACUCGAGAAUCUCGGUAAUGGUAACUCGUUCAUCUGGUACGGGCCCCGCUGGGCCCAGGCUGCUACUGCGCCGAGUCGAUUGUACAAAGCGUUUACCACGGAGGGUGGUGUCCGAGUGCCAUUCUUAGCUCGGUUCCCGUCAUCUGUUUCUGUGGGAGAUCAUGUGCGCAACGGAAGUAUCACGGAUCAGUUUGCGACGGUUAUGGAUCUUGCUCCGUCUAUCUUACAGAUGGCGGGUGCGACGCACCCGGCGCCUUCGUAUAAGGGUCGUGAGGUUGUCUCCAUGCGUGGUCGCAGCUUUUACCCCUGGGCGAGUGGUGAUGCGCCCCGGAUUCAUGAGCAAGAGUUUAUCCAAGGUUGGGAGACCUGUGGGAGAGCGGCGCUGCGCUUCGGGGACUGGAAGAUCGUCUAUAUCCCCAAGCCGAAGGGCCCCGAACGGUGGCAAUUGUACAAUCUCGCCGACGAUCCUGGGGAGAUUCAUGAUUUGGCCGACCAACAUCCCGAUAGGUUGAAGCAGUUGCUGAAGUUGUGGGACCAAUAUGUUAUUGAGACCGGAGUAAUUCCGCUGAAUCCAGACUUGGGAGAUUUCCUGGAGGCAAUGGAGGCGCAGAUGCCAGAGAAUGCGUGGAUGGAGUAUGAUUAUUGGAAGAAAGGGGCCAGAGAUGAGCCUGAGAAGUUCAUGAGAAGCCCGCCUAGGUUCCAGAGAGUUGUUAAACAGUUUUAACUGUAGAUCAGUUAAUGUAUAUCUCUGUACGAAUGUCAUGAUUAAUGGAUAUUGUACGUGAUUCGGUUGUUGAGCUUCACGUCACGAUGUCGCGUUAUAUAAGUACGAAGGGGUCUACGAAGAGUUCUCGCCGUACAAGGCGUGAAUCUGCCCACGUUCGAGACGCAUCCUGGCGCUUUGUCAUCUCCUCAAGUAGCUGCAGGAUCUUCUUCGCGUUGGGAUGUCGCUGUGCUACGGGGCUGUGAUCACUGGGCAAGUCGGCCAUGCGCUGCAUUUCCUGUAUAAUCCACCCUCGUUGCUCUAGUGAGCCUUCCAACCCGGCCACAAAUAGUGGCCAGGUAAAGCUGAUUGGCAGGUGAUGAUUCUCACUGCUGGACUCCACCGUGGCCAGCUGGAUGAUCUGGCCCACCGCGCGAUGCACC